Messenger RNA from Emiliania huxleyi CCMP1516, 1242 nucleotides. RefSeq lists its product as hypothetical. Lineage: Eukaryota; Haptophyta; Isochrysidales; Noelaerhabdaceae. Bases 1 to 1242 code for a protein of 413 amino acids. Gene Ontology annotation, biological process: cellular response to nitrogen starvation; late endosome to vacuole transport; autophagy. The record is from RefSeq and is a predicted model, not a curated record. Gene Ontology annotation, cellular component: phosphatidylinositol 3-kinase complex, class III, type II; phosphatidylinositol 3-kinase complex, class III, type I; phagophore assembly site. The transcript has 4 exons.
AUGGACUGCCAGCGCUGUCGCCAGCCGCUGCUAGAGGCAUCACCGGGCCCGGGCGGGCGAGGACUGGCGCCGCUCGGCGAGUCAUACGUGGUGCUGCCGCAGUCGCGCCGCGCGAGCGCGCUGCACGCAAGCCUGAACGAGAGCCUGUCGCAGCCCGUUGGCGGCGGCGUGCUGCAGGCCUCGUCGAUCCACGACCAGCUCCAGACCGUGGACCGGCUUGUCGGGCUCGCCGAGCGGUGCGCCUCGCUGCCAUGUGGCGUGCCACUCUGCGAGGACUGCGCGUCCGGCGUGGUGCGCGACCUCAACGCGCGGCUGCGGGAUGCGCGCGAGGAGCGGGACCGGCUCCAGGCCGCCUUCGCGGAGCUCGAGGCGGGCGACGGCGGCCCGUCGCACGGCGCUCUCUCCGACGCCGAGUUUGCGGCGGAGGAGGCGGCGAGGGAGCUCGAGGUGAGCGAGCUGCGGGCGGCGCUCGCCUCGGCGCGGCGCGAGCGGAGUGCGCUCGCCGACGAGGCGGUGCGGCUGCGGGCGCAGCGCGCCGAGCAGGAGGCGGAGGAGGAGGCGUGGCACGCCGUCAUCAACGGCAACACACUGCGCGCUCAGGCCGAGCAGGAGGAGGCGACCAGGGAGAGGCAGCUCGUCCAGUUUUGCCGCCGCGAGCUGGCGCGGCUCGGGCGCGUCGACGUCGUGAGCGACGUCUUCCGCAUCAGCUCCACCGGCAGCUUCGGCACCCUCAACUCGCUCCGCCUAGGCGCGCGCACCCCUCGUGGCUCUAGCGGCCGCUUGCCGGGCGUCUCUGUCGCGCUGCUCCUCGUCGCCGUCGCGCGCGAGUCGGGCGCGCGCUUCAGCUCGCACGCGCUGCUGCCGAUGGGGUCGUACUCCAAGGCGUACAAGCUUGACGAGCCGCGCGCGCUGUACGAGCUCCACGGCUCCGGCUCGCCGCACCUCGGCCGCAUCUUCGGCUCGUCGCGCUUCGACAAGGGGCUCACCAUGCUCCUCGCCUGCGCCUCGGACCUCCUCGCCUUCGCCGGCGCGCGCCCCCGCGCCGGCGUCGCGCCCGCGCCGCCGCACCCGAUCGAGGCGGACGCGGUGGGCGGCUUCUGCAUCCGGCUGCAGGCGAGCGGCGGCGAGGAGCGGUGGACGCGUGCCCUCCGCUGCUUGCUCGAGGACCUGUCGUGGCUGCUCACUUGGCGCCGCGCGGGGGCCGCAGCAGCCGCCACCGGCACCGCGCUGCACGCCGCGUAA